This is a messenger RNA of [Torrubiella] hemipterigena, 2257 nucleotides long. The record is from the annotation of a GenBank genome assembly. NCBI's taxonomy places the organism in Eukaryota, Fungi, Ascomycota, Sordariomycetes, Hypocreales, Clavicipitaceae.
ACCGUGGCGAAUCUUCUCUUCAACAACGCGCAUUCUCCCGUCUCCAGUGACGUUUGUACAAAAGACCACGGUCUACGGCGCCUGAAACCAUGGCUUCCGGCAGCGACAGUCUUCUCGAUCUCGAAAAACACUGCAAGCAACUCGAAGAAAAUGUCAAGCAGCUGCAAACAGCCCUCCAGCACUGGAGGACGUGGGAUGCCGAGUAUGAGUCCCUUAAAGAAGAAAUCGAAGCGUUACCAUCAUCAGCAAGCUCAGAACAGCUGAGGAAUAUCAGAAACGCCUUCGAUGCCGAGCUCGUGGUGGGCAAGGAGCUAGACGAGAUCUUCGGCCAGCAGCAGACAAAGACACGCGAUCAAAUUGUCAACCUUCUUGAGCGACGAAUCGACUAUGUUACAAAGAAUAUUGAGAGCCUUUCUCAGCAGCUCGAGAAGGCAGAGAACAAAUUCGCAGCGGCUUCCGUCAUCAGCGCUCCUGAUGCCGUUGACGAGGAUGGACAGCCCAUCACCGAAAUUGUCGAAGAGCUGGAUGACGACGACAACGUUGUUUCGUACAAAUUAAAUAAGCCGGGCGACUCUAUACCUCAUGUACAAGACGCUCUCAAGAAGGCUGGCGUCAGGGACAUUGAAGAACUACAGAACUCCCUCCAAAACACCAAAAUAGCGUCGAACAAAGAGGAAACCUCGUCCAAAAAACAAACGGUAGCGCCUCCCAAAAAGACUGUCGCUUUCGCCGAAGACGCCAAGGAUUCUGAUGAGCCGAAACCGCAAAUAUCAAAUCGCGCCAUGCGCAUUGAGCAGAUAAUGAAAACAGCGAGAGAUCAGGAACAAGAAGGUGUCAAGGAUCCCGUGAUCCCCGACGAUGAAGAUCCCGAGGAUGCACUUCUAAGACAACAAAUGCUCAAAUAUGGCAUGGGAGAGGUUGGUGCUGUGGUCGCAGAACUGGAAUUGGAAGAAAACGGCGGUGAAUUUGACGACGACGACGACGAAGACUGGCUGGAAGGCGACGAAAUGGACGACGAUGAUGACGAUGACGAUGACAACUUUGGCCGUUACAAAGGCCGCAUGAUCACAGAUGCCUAUCGACAGCGUAUGCUAGAAUUGGAGCAGAAAUUAGGUAUCCAGUCACGCUUUACUGCUGCUGCAGCGGCUAAGACUACGCAAGAGGAUGACGAUGAAGGCUUCGAUGAGCGCGUGGGUAAAAUUGUUGUCAAGGGGCAAGAAUCUACCGCGCCUGUACCAAAAUCGGCUGCUACUCCUGCGAAAUCCAGCAUAAAGCAGAACACGAGCGACUCUGAAGGUAAGAAAGGCGUCAAGUUUGCACCAGCGCUCGACAUUGCCGAGGCGUCCCAGCCUGUAUCCUCAGCAGCCCAGUACGUCGUAGAACCUCUCAGCGACAUUGUCGAACGGCCAGCUCGACCAACAACUACACCGAAAGCGAGUUCCUCUCAGCGCCCUUCGCGCUUCAAAUCGGCAAAGACGGCAUCAAAUGCUGCUCCAUCUGUCACCAUGGGUCAAAACGCUAUCAGGAGCGAUUUCCUGCCGCAGAGUGAAGCUCAGCCAACGCCUACGGGUCCUCCAGGUAUUACCAUCGCAGACAAGCUCGUCGAAAAGCAAGUGACCGCUGCCCCGGUCGAGCCUGAAUUGGUAGACGAUUCCAUGAUUCACUUUGAAGUCGCCGAUGAACAUCACCGUCUUCGUAAAAAGUUCAUCCAGAGAGAGGGUGGGUUUCUACAAGAGGAGGAGACGACCACUCAACACGUCGACGAUGAUGAUGACGGAACUCCACGGAUGAGCCGAUUCAAGGCAGCGCGAUUAUCCCGCCAGUAACUUAAAAUAAGUAUUCGUACAAAAGCAACGAGAAAAACAACUAAGAAAUUAUGAUAUCCAAUUCAAUAGCGUGCGUUGUGACAAACUGUGCCUUUAGCAACGGAACGCGUUUUUCAAGAUCGUCUCUCCGGAGACUGGUCAAAGUGCUGGGUAGUCAAUUCCAUCUGCUCCAGUACGGCUACGCUGUUCCAAGAUUAACUGAAUUUAAUUUCAUGACCGGCUCUCUGACGGCUUGACUGAUUCCGGGUUUAUCGGCUUCUGCGUAGUCUCGACGUUCUUUACACUGGCCACAACUUUCGCGAUACCCGUAGCACUGCGUUAGAUAUGCUAUAGGGUAGUCAGCGUAAUUGUGUAAUUUUGCGCAAAAUUAUGUAUUCACGUCUAUAUACAAUCUUUGAGAUGUCUCGAAAACAUAAUAUAAUAUCUUUUCA